This is a messenger RNA of Staurois parvus, 303 nucleotides long. The record is from the annotation of a GenBank genome assembly. Lineage: Eukaryota; Metazoa; Chordata; Amphibia; Anura; Ranidae.
UGGGGUAUGGUGGUGAUCAGGACGCUGGUAUGGGGUAUGGUGGUGAUCAGGAUGCUGGUAUGGGGUAUGGCAGUGAUCAGGACGCUGGUAUGGGGUAUGGCAGUGAUCAGGACGCUGGUAUGGGGUAUGGCAGUGAUCAGGACGCUGGUAUGGGGUAUGGCGGUGAUCAGGACGCUGGUAUGGGGUAUGGCGGUGAUCAGGACGCUGGUAUGGGGUAUGGCGGUGAUCAGGACGCUGGUAUGGGGUAUGGUGGUGAUCAGGACGCUGGUAUGGGGUAUGGUGGUGAUCAGGAUGCUGGUAUGG